UACCCCAAUCUCUCACUUUGCUGUCUCGCUUCGACCAUUCAGAGCAAGUAGUCAAAGACAGCCGCGGUCUGCUACAGAUUCAUCAUGUGCGGAAUCAUCGCAUACCAGAACCACCUCGUCGACAAGGACCGCCGGCAAAUCAUUGAGAUUCUUGUCAAUGGUCUUGCCCGCCUAGAAUAUCGUGGAUACGAUAGCGCAGGAUGCGCGGUUGAUGGCGACACGGAGAAAGAUGUUCUCAUCUUCAAGCAGGUUGGCAAGGUGGCCGCCCUACGCGAGCACAUUGCCCAGGCCCCGGUAGACCUUGCCAAGACGUUCGCUUCACACAUGGGCAUGGCGCACACACGCUGGGCAACGCACGGACAACCGUCACCAUUGAACUGUCACCCUCACCGAUCGGACACCAAGAACGAAUUCACUGUUGUACACAACGGCAUCAUCACCAAUUACAAAGAGCUUAAACUCGUCCUGGAGAAGAAAGGCUUCCAGUUUGAAACCGAGACCGACACGGAGAGCGUCGCCAAGCUUUGCAAGUACCUCUACGAUUCGGCUCAGGGACGUAAGCCGGACUUUACCUCGCUUGUCAAGAGCGUCAUCAAGGAGCUCGAGGGAGCUUUCAGCUUUGUUUUCAAGAGCGUUCACUACCCUGGCGAGCUGGUCUGCGCCAGGCGCGGAUCCCCCCUGCUUAUCGGUGUCAAGACAGAGAAGAAGCUCAAGGUCGACUUUGUUGAUGUCGAAUUCGGCAACACCGCUGGAGCAGGCGACGCAGCAUCGCACCUCGCCGACCCUAGCUUGCUGGCUCCACCCGGCAUACAGCCCAGCAAGCCCGGCUCUGGCGGCCUGCAGGUGCCCAACGGCAACCCGAACCUGAUGCGCACCCAGUCGCGCGCCUUCCUCAGCGAAGAUGGCCUGCCGCAACCGAUCGAGUACUUCGUCGCCUCGGACGCCAGCGCCAUCAUCGAGCACACCAAGCGUGUGCUCUACCUUGAAGAUGACGACAUUGCGCACAUCAGCAAGGGCGAGCUGCACAUCCACCGCCUGCGCCGCAACGAUGGCUUGUCGAGCAUGCGCUCCAUUGAGACGCUGGAGAUUGAGCUGGCAGAGAUCAUGAAGGGCCAGUUCGAGCACUUUAUGCAAAAGGAGAUCUACGAGCAGCCAGAGAGUGUCGUCAACACGAUGCGCGGUCGCGUCAACUUUGACACCCGUCAGGUCAAGCUCGGCGGCCUGACCGCGUUCCUCAACACCAUGAGGCGGUGCAGGAGGAUCGUGUUUGUCGCCUGCGGUACCUCGUACCACUCGUGUCUCGCCACGCGUUCCAUCUUUGAAGAGCUAACCGAGAUCCCCGUAUCGAUCGAGCUCGCAUCAGACUUUUUGGACCGCAAGACGCCCAUCUUCCGAGAUGACGUCUGCGUGUUUGUUUCCCAAUCGGGCGAGACCGCGGACACGAUCCUGGCACUGCGGUACUGCAUGGAGAGGGGCGCGCUCUGCCUUGGUGUCGUUAACACAGUCGGCUCGACCAUCUCCCGCGAGACACACUGCGGUGUCCACAUCAACGCUGGGCCCGAGAUCGGCGUCGCGUCGACCAAGGCGUACACGUCCCAGUAUAUUGCCCUGAUCAUGAUGGCCGUGCAGCUCUCCGAGGACCGGAUCAGCAUGGCGGACAGGCGCAAUGCCAUCAUCGACGGCCUGCACGAUCUUCCCGGCCAGAUCCGCAACGUGCUCGCGCAGGAUAAGGCGCUGCAGAACCUGGCGUACAACACGCUCAGCAAGGAGAGGAGCUUGCUCAUCAUGGGCAGAGGGUACCAGCACGCUACUUGCCUCGAGGGAGCGCUCAAGAUCAAGGAGGUGUGCUAUAUGCACUCCGAAGGCAUCCUCGCUGGUGAACUCAAGCAUGGCCCGCUCGCGCUGAUCGACGAGUCCAUGCCGGUCAUUCUGAUCAUGACAAAGGACUCGCUUUACCCCAAGGUUCAUUCGGCGCUGAUGCAAGUCACCGCGCGCAAAGGUCAGCCGAUCAUCAUCUGUAACGACGACGACCAGGACAUUGGCGCCGACGCCAAGACGAUCCGCGUCCCGCGCACCGUCGACUGCUUGCAAGGCCUCUUGACUGUCAUUCCGCUGCAAUUGCUCUCGUACCAUCUUGCGACCGCAGCUGGAGUCAAUGUUGACUUCCCAAGAAACUUGGCCAAAUCAGUCACUGUCGAGUGAAAGCCGCGGCGGACAUGCAGCAUGGUCAGUUUUCUCGCUUUUCGGGAGCAGGGACGCACAUGCCGUAAUCAUCAAGUCACACGGCAAGUUAUCACGAGGUGGAAGAAGGCGGGGGGCGGAGUAUAGCAAGUCAGCAGCCGAUCAAACGUUUUCGUUUCUUCGAGCUGUAUGCUUGGAUCUUCCCAACGCGCCGAUCAGCUAGCGUUGAUCAUGGACGUGGACAGCCCUGCAUUGUGCAUCGCGUUCGUUCUCCCUCUAUCGUUUUGGCGCACGAGUAGCGAGCGAGAAAGCUCGGAACAGUUCCCAACAACAACUACAUCAUCAACAACAUCGUCAUCGGUGUGGAAUGAGUAUACGUCUCUGGUGUCGUUGGUUCUCGCAGGCGUGUGUACGCAUAGAAACGAAUGAAUUUGAAUGUAAUUACUCUUUGAUCGCUGUGGAGCGUUCGCCGCCGCGGUCUUCCACUGUCGAAAAUGAGCGCCAUGAUAUUUCCAGAGCG
Messenger RNA from Tilletiaria anomala UBC 951, 2701 nucleotides. RefSeq names its product isomerising glucosamine-fructose-6-phosphate aminotransferase. Lineage: Eukaryota; Fungi; Basidiomycota; Exobasidiomycetes; Georgefischeriales; Tilletiariaceae. The coding region runs from base 85 to 2202 and encodes 705 amino acids. Gene Ontology annotation, molecular function: carbohydrate derivative binding; L-glutamine:D-fructose-6-phosphate transaminase (isomerizing) activity. The transcript has 6 exons. Gene Ontology annotation, biological process: fructose 6-phosphate metabolic process; UDP-N-acetylglucosamine metabolic process; protein N-linked glycosylation. The record is from RefSeq and is a predicted model, not a curated record.